Molecule: messenger RNA, 1283 nt
Organism: Acomys russatus (golden spiny mouse)
Lineage: Eukaryota; Metazoa; Chordata; Mammalia; Rodentia; Muridae
Gene: Tmod4
Product: tropomodulin 4
Exons: 10
Coding region: 209-1246 (345 amino acids)
Biological process (GO): pointed-end actin filament capping; muscle contraction; myofibril assembly
Cellular component (GO): myofibril; striated muscle thin filament
Molecular function (GO): tropomyosin binding
Source: RefSeq, a predicted model, not a curated record
GUGAUCUCCCACCACUCCCCACCUGGCCAGAGCUAAAAUAAUAAAAUGCUGAGCUCACUGUUCCCCCACUCUCCCCCGGCACCAGGCUCCUCCUGCUGACCGGACAGUGCCCCAGUACAACAGACGAACCAACUGACAAGGGGAAGUGAGAGGUGGCCAUUAGGACUGGCUGUGAGUGUCACACAGCGGGGUGGGGGGAGGGGCCACCAUGUCAUCAUAUCAGAAGGAACUGGAGAAAUACAGAGACAUAGAUGAAGAUGAGAUCCUACGGUCCCUGAGCCCCGAAGAGCUAGAACAGCUGGACGGCGAGCUACAAGAAAUGGACCCUGAGAAUAUGCUCCUGCCAGCCGGACUGAGACAGCGUGACCAGACGAAGAAGAGUCCGACAGGGCCGCUAGACAGAGAUGCCCUAUUGCAAUACCUGGAGCAACAGGCGCUAGAAGUCAAAGAGCGUGAUGACUUGGUGCCCUUCACUGGCGAAAAGAAGGGAAAACCCUACAUUCAGCCCAAGAGAGAAAUUCCAGCACAGGAACAGAUCACUCUGGAGCCUGAGCUGGAGGAGGCGCUGUCCCAUGCCACAGAUGCUGAAAUGUGUGACAUAGCAGCGAUCCUGGGCAUGUACACGUUAAUGAGCAACAAGCAAUACUAUGAUGCCAUUUGCAGCGGAGAGAUCUGCAACACGGAAGGCAUCAGCAGUGUGGUGCAGCCUGACAAGUACAAGCCGGUACCGGAUGAACCCCCAAACCCCACAAACAUUGAGGAGAUGCUAAAGAGAGUGCAAAGCAAUGACAAAGAGCUGGAGGAGGUGAACCUCAAUAAUAUACAGGACAUCCCGAUACCUGUGCUGAGUGAACUGUGUGAAGCGAUGAAGACUAACACCUAUGUCCGGAGCUUCAGUCUGGUGGCCACAAAGAGUGGGGACCCCAUCGCCAACGCGGUGGCCGACAUGCUGCGUGACAACCGCAGUCUCCAGAGCCUGAACAUCGAAUCCAACUUCAUCAGCAGCGCAGGCCUCAUGGCUGUGCUUAAGGCGGUCCGGGAAAACGCCACCCUCACCGAGCUCCGUGUGGACAACCAGCGCCAGUGGCCUGGGGAUGCGGUGGAGAUGGAGAUGGCCACCGUGCUGGAGCAGUGUCCCUCUAUUGUCCGUUUCGGGUACCACUUCACACAACAAGGACCACGGGCUCGGGCGGCCCAGGCCAUGACCCGGAACAAUGAGCUGCGUCGGCAGCAGAAGAAGAGAUAGCCUCACCCUUCCCUUUCCCUUUUCCCAACAAGAGCCC